AUGGCACUCACGUAUUUGCCACUCGCUAUUCUGGUACUAUCGAGUAGUGUUGUGAGUGGCGACAUUAACAGCACUGUCGGUCCUCCAACGCUUGCUAAAGCAAGCUUAGACCCCAAAAGACGAAACGACUUAGUCGAUGAAGCAUUUUUAGAGCAAAAGGACAUCUUGUUAGAUAUGCUGGAAGCAAAACUAAAAGAAGUACGUGAUAAAAAGAAGAAAAAGACAGAUCAUGUUGAAAGUAACAUUACAGUUGUAGAACCUAUUAAAUGUGAAAUAUUACCAAAAAGCGCAGACUUAGAUAUAAAGGGAAACGGUGUAAUAUCAGUUGGUGAAGCAGAUGUACACUUAAAGUUUGGAGAGUUUGGAAAUAGCACAUUGAAUUUUAAUGCUACUGGAAUAUCUAAUAUAGGAAAAACUUAUGUCAAUUUAGUAAUUGGUGAUGGUACAUUAAAUAUUCCUAGAUUAAAGGAUAUAUUUUCUGGUUCACCAUUGAUCAGAAAUCCUUGUGAAAAGCAAGAUAAAAUAAGAAGUCCUACAGGAAAUAAUAGUAGCGCAUAUAAUGUUAACCUUAAUGAAAGUAUAUUUAGAAGAAGCCUUGAGGUAAACAAUUCACUUGCCUUAAACAAUCCUGGUAAUACAACUGGCAAUACUUUAUCUACUGAUGAAACGAAUAAAAUUGAUGACGUACCAACGACAAUAUUAGAUGGAAAUUUCACAACUCAAGAUAAUGACAAAAUUGAUAAUAAU
Messenger RNA from Brenthis ino (lesser marbled fritillary), 747 nucleotides. Lineage: Eukaryota; Metazoa; Arthropoda; Insecta; Lepidoptera; Nymphalidae. The record is from the annotation of a GenBank genome assembly.